AAUUUCCCUGGAGGCUGGAGGGAGAGAGAUCCAAUGGCUGGGUCAGCAGAAUUUGUUGAGGCAGAUAAUGCAGAGGCAAUAAUCACGAGGAUCGAAACCAAGUCGAGGAAAAUUGAAAGCUUACUCAAACAGUUCAAACAUGUGGAAGCUCUUAAAACGGCUCUUGAAGGUUCACCUCCGAAAACUCGCGAUGAACGUUGCAAGUCGGCUAAUUGGAUAGUUGUGCACAGAGCUAUAAUGGCGAUUAAGGAUAUCGACGGAAUGCUGAAUGCUCUUGAUGUCGAGUACUACGACAUCCUCAUGAAGUACUUGUACAGAGGUCUUUCUACUGGGGACAGACCCACAUGCGAUCAGUGUUUGAAGAUUCACGAGAAACUCACAGAGAGAGCUGGUCUCGGCUGCAUUCUCCGUUGUCUUACUGAUACUAUCAACGUUGUUUGA
Messenger RNA from Thlaspi arvense, 441 nucleotides. Lineage: Eukaryota; Viridiplantae; Streptophyta; Magnoliopsida; Brassicales; Brassicaceae. The record is from the annotation of a GenBank genome assembly.